CGGGGGCGGCGCGGAGCGGGCGGUGACGGCGGCGGAGGCAGCGGCUGUGCCCGGGCCCCGUGCGUCUGUCCGCGCCCGGUGGAUGUGAAUCGGCGGCGGCGGCGGAGGAGGAGUCGGUGGGCCGGCGCCCGGCCUGUGGGAGCGCGGAGGAUGAGGCCGCUGCCGGGCGCUCCUGGCGUGGCGGCGGCCGCCGCGUUGUUGUUGCUGCUGCUGCCCCGGGCUCGGUCUGACGAGCACGAACACACGUAUCAAGAUAAAGAAGAAGUUGUUUUAUGGAUGAAUACUGUUGGGCCCUACCACAAUCGCCAAGAAACAUAUAAAUACUUUUCACUUCCAUUCUGUGUGGGGUCAAAAAAAAGUAUCAGUCAUUACCAUGAAACUUUGGGAGAAGCACUUCAAGGAGUUGAAUUAGAAUUUAGUGGCCUGGACAUUAAAUUUAAAGAUGAUGUGAUGCCAGGCACUUACUGUGAAAUUGACUUAGAUAAAGAGAAGAGAGAUGCGUUUGUGUAUGCUAUCAAGAAUCACUAUUGGUAUCAGAUGUACAUAGAUGACUUACCAAUAUGGGGUAUUGUUGGUGAAGCAGAUGAAAAUGGGGAAGAUUACUAUCUUUGGACCUACAAAAAACUUGAAAUAGGCUUUAAUGGAAAUCGAAUUGUUGAUGUUAAUCUAACUAGUGAAGGAAAGGUCAAGCUGGUUCCAAAUACUAAAAUACAGAUGUCAUAUUCGGUAAAAUGGAAAAAAUCGGAUGUAAAAUUUGAAGAUCGAUUCGAUAAAUAUCUUGAUCCAUCCUUUUUUCAGCAUAGGAUUCACUGGUUUUCAAUUUUUAAUUCCUUCAUGAUGGUGAUCUUCUUAGUGGGAUUAGUUUCAAUGAUUUUAAUGAGAACUUUAAGGAAAGAUUAUGCCCGAUACAGUAAAGAAGAAGAAAUGGAUGACAUGGACAGAGACCUAGGAGACGAGUAUGGCUGGAAGCAGGUGCAUGGAGAUGUGUUCAGACCGUCAAGUCACCCUCUGAUCUUCUCCUCCCUCAUUGGCUCUGGAUGUCAGAUAUUUGCUGUGUCUCUCAUUGUUAUUAUUGUUGCCAUGAUAGAGGACUUAUAUACAGAGAGGGGGUCAAUGCUCAGCACAGCCAUAUUUGUCUAUGCUGCUACAUCGCCAGUGAACGGGUACUUUGGAGGAAGUCUGUAUGCUAGACAAGGAGGAAGGAGAUGGAUAAAGCAGAUGUUUAUCGGGGCAUUCCUUAUCCCAGCUAUGGUGUGUGGCACUGCAUUCUUCAUCAACUUUAUAGCCAUUUAUUACCAUGCCUCUAGAGCCAUUCCUUUUGGAACAAUGGUGGCCGUUUGUUGCAUCUGUUUCUUUGUUAUCCUUCCUCUAAAUCUCGUUGGUACAAUACUGGGUCGAAAUCUGUCGGGUCAGCCCAACUUCCCUUGUCGUGUCAAUGCCGUGCCUCGUCCCAUCCCGGAGAAAAAAUGGUUUAUGGAGCCUGCAGUUAUUGUUUGCCUGGGAGGAAUUUUACCUUUUGGAUCAAUCUUUAUUGAAAUGUACUUCAUCUUCACGUCCUUCUGGGCAUAUAAGAUCUACUAUGUCUAUGGCUUCAUGAUGCUGGUGCUGGUCAUCCUGUGCAUUGUGACUGUCUGUGUGACCAUUGUCUGCACAUACUUCCUGCUAAACGCAGAGGAUUACAGGUGGCAGUGGACGAGUUUCCUGUCUGCGGCGUCGACCGCGAUCUACGUUUACAUGUACUCCUUUUACUACUACUUCUUCAAAACCAAGAUGUAUGGCUUAUUUCAAACAUCAUUUUACUUUGGCUACAUGGCGGUGUUUAGCACAGCCUUGGGGAUAAUGUGUGGAGCAAUCGGUUACAUGGGAACAAGUGCCUUUGUUCGAAAAAUCUAUACUAAUGUGAAAAUUGACUAGAUAUCUGAGACAACAUGGAACUUCGGAUCAGUUUCUCUUUCAUGAGGGUGGAACUUGCACAGAAAAGAAGAAUAAUCGCAAGAAGAGAUUUGGGCUUAACACUGGGUACUUUGUGGGUCUCUUUUGUGGAUGGCUUCAAGUAACAUCUAUUUCCAUUGAUCCUAGGUUCUUACUGACUGCUUUCUCCAGCUGUUCACAGCAGAUGCUUGGAUUUUAUGCAGUAGGCUUUACUACAGUACAUGGCUAAUCUUCCCCAAACUAGCUCAUUAAAGAUGAAAUAGACCAGCUCUCUUCAGUGAAGAGGACAAAUAGUUUAUUUAAAGCAUUUGUUCCAAUAAAAUAACUAGAGGGAAACUUGGAUGCUAAAAUUCCAUAAGUAGAAAAAUCUUCCUGGCACUUGGUGUUUCUAUGUUAUUGAAAAAUGAUGUUCCAGAAAGAUUACUUUUUCUUUUAUUUUUACUGCCAUUGUUGAUGUGUUGUGGGACAUUUUUAUAUAUUGAACCUGGGUUCUUUUUUGAUCUGUUUUGGUCGUCCCUCCAUUCAACUGCAUCUUUUUUUUUUUUAAAAACAAAAUUAAAAGCUAUUCAAUUCUGCAUGGAAUAUAUCUGCUGUCAUCUUAAUCUUAGUUUGGAUCAACCUCAUUUAUUUAUCUUAAAAUUAACCAGCUUUCUCAGUUCCAUCCAAAGAAGAUACAGUAUGAAAGUAGAGGUGCACUCUCUAUAAUACAAUCUACUGUACAGUUAGCAAGCGAAGUGUUAAAUGGAGAAGAUGCUUGUUUUUAUUAAACAUUUGGAGAUUUAGAUAAUUUACAUUUUAACUGAAUGUCUAAAGUGAUUAUCUUCCCCUCCCUCCCCCAAGUUAAUCUUCCAUCUUUGUUUUUGGGUUUCAAUGAAGGCUUUACAUAAGAAAUUAUUAAACAAAACAAGGGGGGCAAUAAAUGUAUAUAACAUUAAUAAUGUCGCGUAGGUGUAGGUUCCUGGAUGCAUUUGGAUGUACAGACUGACUGGGGGACUGUAUUGCGAUGAUGAUUGGUGUAGAAACGUAUGGGUCUGGGUGGCCUUUUACAUCUUGCCUACCAUUGCAUGAAACAUUGGGGUUUCUUCAAAAUGUGUGUGUCAUACUUCUUUUGGGAGGGGGUUGUUUUCUUCUUUUAUGAAACUCCUACUGGAGCUCAAUUUGUAAUUUAGAAACAUUUAAUUUUGUUAAUCCUGUCUGGGACAUUUAGGUAACAUCUAAAGCAUUAUUGCUUUAGAAUGUUCAAAUAAAAUUUCCUGACCAAAUUGUUUUGUGACAGUAGAUGUGUUUAUAAUUUGAAGAUACCUGCUCAGAAGGCCAUAUUAUAGAAUGUCAUUUUUAAAAAAUAAAAUAUAAAGCAUACUUUCGAAAUACAAAGGACACUCAUUACAACCCCCAAACUCAGAUCCAGGUAUGAUAGUUUAUGCCUAUAAUCCCAGCACCAGGGAAGCUAAGGUGGAAGGUUGUUUGAGUUUGGAACUGGGCUAGAGAGUGAGUUAUUGCUCACUCUGAGUUCUGCGCUACUCUGGGGGACUCUGUUUCAAGGGGAAAAAAAGAACAGAGUCUGACUGCUUGGCUACGUACAGUAUAAGUAUUUCCUUUCUGUGACAUUGUGACAUACAAUUUAAACACUCAUUGGGCUGCUGUGCUGUGUAAAGAAAGAGGGACUGCAGUGUAGCUCCUUUAGUGGUGAGACAUGAAGGCUGUGGCAAUCUCAAGAAAUCAUUUUAAUUUGUACAUAUAUUUUCAGGUUCUGCCCACACUGUGAGGUUUUUCUAGAAUCACUGAGUUUCUGAUUUAGUAGUUUGUUCUGUAGAUCCCCAAAGCUGUGCUGUGUAUUGGUGGUUUUAGAAAGACUCAGCUCAUGAGCUGUGUUAAACCUUAACAUGAGACUCAUAUAUUCAGGGUUACAUGAGUUACUUUUAUAAAUCGAUGACCCCCCACCCCCACCCUCACGUCUUACUCUGAGGUGUGUGACAUCUUUAGUGUGUGAGAUUUGGAUUCCUAACCUUAAGUGAGCUGUAAACAAUGUGAAUGGAGCUCUGGCCAGUCACCUUUAACCCAGCAGCUUGGGUUCAGUGUCACCUACGGAUUAUUUCUCUUUCUCGCCUGCCCUUAGGAUCUUAAGCUAAAGGGCACUGUUUAUUUCAUGAAACCUUUAAACAUGUCAAAAUGUUUAGUAUAAGAACACUUAGUCUACAUGCUGGGGUGCCUAGCUUACACAGAGCCUGGGUUCAGUCCUUCACACUGUAUAAACUGGGCGAGACAGAGCAUGUUUGCAGUCCUAGCAUUCAGCAGGUAGAGACAGGAAGAUGAGAAGUGCAAAGUAGUCUCGGCUAGGUAGUGUCAGGACUAUCCUGUGCUCUAUGACAUUCUAUCUCUAAAAAUGAAGCAACACUUUUUCUGUUUAAUGAGUAUUAUGAGUUGGACAGCAAAUUUUUGUCUUAAUAAAAUGUUUUUCGUAAUCAUGCAGGUCAAGUGUAGGGUUGUCAGAGAACAUGGCGCUCUUGGGUGCACCUGUUUGUUCUGCUAGGUUUAGGUUGAGCUCUGGAGUUGUUUGAAGUCUGCGAUGAAAAAUAAUUUUUAAAAGUAUUAAGAACACUAAAAUGGAUUAGAAUUAUCUUAAAAGAUCCUUUAUAAAAUGACUUGUAUUGAUUGGUUUAUAACUUCACACAGGGGUGACAUAAAUGUAUAUCUUGAAAAAGAUAUAGGUCACAGGUGGCUUAACUCUCCCUAGUUCUCAGUAGAAUAGUUCAAACAAUAUUACUUAUGUUAAUUAGAAGGGGCUUUUGUACUCCAUUAAUGCUGUAUUUAGUUUACUAAUAGCUGCUCAGUUUGUCAGCUGAUAGUCUGAAUACUAUCAAAAACUAAGAACAUAGUUGAAGCAUGCUUCCUGAAAAUUAACUACAUUAGAAACUGACAUCCUUAUACUGGUCUCCCAAGUACAAAAGUAGGAAGAAGCCGUUAGGAGCUGGCUAGAGAGACUCUCGAGUGUGCUGGUGUGCUGUGUAGGCUCCCGGGCCACAGUGGCUGUGGAGAAGCCCAGGCCCUUAGAAGAAUCACUGUAUUUGCCACCUGUACCUCACGGCUGCUAUGCUUGCGUGUUUCCACUGACGAUGGGGCCUCUUUCUAAAGGCAGUUGCUGCAAAUUCCAGUUCUUCCAAAAGUCACUUGAUUUAAGGGUUAUCCACAAGUUGUGCUUAUUUUGAUAUAGCAUUUGUUUCCUAAAUGUUUACUAAUCACUUUAUGCCAAAUGUCUUGCAGAUGUUAUUUUUAAACUUAACUGAAUUUUUACAAAUAUAAAAAGGAAAAAGUAUAUUAGUGUAAUUUGUUUAGGAAUAGCUACAUACCGAAGGGCUUCUAUACAUGAAUUCUAGGGGCAAAAGCCUUUUGUAGAAACCUGCACACUGCAUUCCAUCUGGGUUUUAAGUUCAGAUGUGAACAUUUUUUAGUGCUUCUUUUUCUUUUACUUAAUGAACAUGUGAUAUGAGUAGUGAUGUGCAAAAGCACAGACGUUCAUGUUUUCUAUCAUGUAAAAUCCUGUAGUUAAGCUGUAUAUUAGCAGUGAAGGUGUUAGAGAGAUGAGAUGAUGGUUUGAAAGUGUGUUGAAGACUAGACUAGAUUUGCAGAAAGAGUAGGACAGAAGAGCGGCGCACACCUGCAGAUGUUCUGCAAGCCUUGCGGUCCAGAUGAGCAUGCCGGAAGGUUUCCUCAUGUAGCGUUCCCACUGGAGCUGUGUGCGCGGUGUGCAAAGGCGAAAAGAUAUGUCAUAGUUGCCAUAAAAGAGGCUGAUUGUGAAAUUCUGGUGGACUAGGCAAGGUACAGUUUAUGGUUAUCCCCAUCAUCAGCUUAGGUCACUUGAACAUGUGUAAGUGGUAUAAGUAGGAGCUAAAUGCCAGGAGGAAAAAGGUUCUCGAAGAACAGCAGAGUUUUCCUGUAAAACCAGUCUCAUUUGGGCUUCUCAUCUGUGCUCACCUUGAACCUACAAACCUCCAUGGACAGUCAGCAGGUGGGAAGACAUGGUGUUUGCCCAUAUCACUUCCAUUUUGUAUACACUCUGGAUUUGUGUAGGCUGUAUUCCAGUUGGCUUUUUAGUAAUAGAAAUCCCUCAUAUGAUGUAUCAGAUACAAUUGAGGUUCUAAUCUAGUCUGUUAAUUUAUCUGAAAUUGGAUUUUUUUUUAAAAAAGUAAUAAAAAAUUAAAUACUUCCCUUGGA
Molecule: messenger RNA, 6144 nt
Organism: Mus musculus (house mouse)
Lineage: Eukaryota; Metazoa; Chordata; Mammalia; Rodentia; Muridae
Gene: Tm9sf3
Product: transmembrane 9 superfamily member 3
Exons: 15
Coding region: 151-1914 (587 amino acids)
Cellular component (GO): membrane
Source: RefSeq, marked validated